Elephantulus edwardii (Cape elephant shrew) is the source of this 735-nucleotide messenger RNA. Its product is annotated as glutathione S-transferase theta-2-like. Gene Ontology annotation, biological process: glutathione metabolic process. Gene Ontology annotation, cellular component: cytoplasm. The transcript is spliced from 5 exons. The record is from RefSeq and is a predicted model, not a curated record. Gene Ontology annotation, molecular function: glutathione transferase activity. NCBI's taxonomy places the organism in Eukaryota, Metazoa, Chordata, Mammalia, Macroscelidea, Macroscelididae. The coding region runs from base 1 to 735 and encodes 244 amino acids.
AUGGGCCUGGAGCUGUACCUGGACCUGCUGUCGCAGCCCUGCCGCGCCGUCUACAUCUUCGCCCGCAGGAAUCGAAUCCCCUUCGAGCUGCGCCCCGUGGACCUGCUCAAAGGACAGCAUAUCACCCAGGAGUUCUUCCGGGUUAAUAGGCUGCAGAAGGUGCCUGUUCUCAAGGAUGGUGACUUCAUCUUGACAGAAAGUUCAGCCAUCCUGAUGUACCUGAGUGUCAAGUACCAGAUUGAGGCCCAGUGGUACCCUCCUGACUUGCAGACCCGAGCCCGAGUCCAUGAAUACCUAGGCUGGCAUGCUGACAGCAUCCGGGGAACCUUUGGUGUGCCGCUGUGGACCCAGGUGUUGGGGCCACUCAUUGGGGCCCACGUGCCCAAGGAGAAGGUGGAGCGCAAUCGGGCAGCCAUGGACCGGGUGCUGCAGCUGCUGGAGGACAAGUUCCUGAGGGACAGGCCUUUCCUUGCCAGCCAUCAGGUGACCCUGGCUGACCUCUUGGCACUGGAGGAGCUUAUGCAGCCUGUGGCUUUCGGCUAUGACCUGUUUGAGGGGCGGCCGCGACUGGCAGCAUGGCGUGAGCAGGUGGAGGUGUUCCUGGGUGCAGAGCUGUGUAAGGAGGCCCAUGGUGUCGCCUUCAGCCUCCAGGAGCAGAUGGCCAGCAAGACCCUUCCAGUCCCCCCACCAGAGGCCAUUCCAAACAUGCUGCGCCGCAUUUCUAAUAUCCCCUGA